AACUGUUCCGUUCUGUCCCCUCCUUUGUCCUGCCCGCAUUUGCCCGUACGACCCCCCCCCCCCAUUUCACCUUUCUCUCAGGCAGAACAAAUCCUAAUAAUAUAUAUUUUUAAAACGUGCUUCGGACCAACACGGCUACCCUCCUGAAUCUACCUCUUUAAAACGUGUAAUUCUCUAGCACCAGUGAAAAAUGACCACCACGAACAAGACCCCUCCUGGUGCAGAUCCAAAGCAGCUGGAGAGGACAGGAACUGUUCGGGAAAUCGGAUCACAAGCUGUUUGGUCACUUUCCUCUUGUAAGCCAGGAUUUGGUGUGGACCAGUUACGAGAUGAUAAUCUAGAAACAUACUGGCAGUCUGAUGGAUCACAGCCUCAUUUGGUGAACAUACAAUUCAGAAGAAAAACAACAGUGAAGACACUUUGUAUUUAUGCAGACUAUAAAUCAGAUGAAAGCUACACUCCAAGCAAGAUCUCCGUCAGAGUAGGAAACAACUUUCACAACCUACAGGAAAUCCGGCAACUUGAAUUAGUCGAACCAAGUGGUUGGAUUCAUGUUCCCUUAACAGAUACUCACAAGAAACCAAUUCGCACUUUUAUGAUACAGAUUGCUGUUUUAGCUAAUCAUCAAAAUGGAAGGGACACUCAUAUGCGACAAAUUAAGGUUUAUACACCAGUGGAAGAAAGUUCUAUUGGUAAAUUUCCUAGAUGCACCACAAUUGAUUUCAUGAUGUAUCGGUCAAUCAGGGACAAUUCAAGUUGGGCAUCUUCUGGAGACCGAAGACCAGCAAAGGACCAAUAAAUCCAACAAAGCCACCAUUCUAACUUUGCCUGGCAUAUCCAAGAAGGUUAUAUUUUGAACUCGUGGCUCCUCCUUCUUCCUCGUCUUUCACCUCUCCCUC
Messenger RNA from Gekko japonicus, 899 nucleotides. RefSeq names its product anaphase promoting complex subunit 10 (gene ANAPC10). The record is from RefSeq and is a predicted model, not a curated record. The coding region runs from base 191 to 799 and encodes 202 amino acids. Gene Ontology annotation, cellular component: anaphase-promoting complex. NCBI's taxonomy places the organism in Eukaryota, Metazoa, Chordata, Lepidosauria, Squamata, Gekkonidae. The transcript is spliced from 7 exons. Gene Ontology annotation, biological process: protein K11-linked ubiquitination; anaphase-promoting complex-dependent catabolic process.